This is a messenger RNA of Naumovozyma castellii, 891 nucleotides long. It is a transcript of the gene ICS2, whose product is annotated as Ics2p. The record is from RefSeq and is a predicted model, not a curated record. NCBI's taxonomy places the organism in Eukaryota, Fungi, Ascomycota, Saccharomycetes, Saccharomycetales, Saccharomycetaceae. The transcript has a single exon. Bases 1 to 891 code for a protein of 296 amino acids.
AUGGCACCAUCAACUUUAAAGAAAAACUCAACUGGAAGACACCAUAGACAAAAAUUGCAGUCAAAGUUUAGUUCAAAUAAUGACAAGUUAGGGUACAAAAGAUCAAGUUUUGUUACUAUGUUCGAUUCACCAGUGAGCAGUAGACAUUCGCGAAAAAGCUUAUCUUCACUGGACUCCUCCUCCUCUGGACAAUCCUUAGAAUCAUUAGAGAGAGACAUAUACUUAGAGGAAUCCCAAAGUGAACAAAUUUUCAACCAUCUGAAGAAUUUCUCUUUUCCUUCAAGAAACCAUGUUCAAGUGAAACCUAUGGAUUCGACAUUAUCCUCUGCUACUUCCUGUGAUAUUGAUGACCCCCCAGUCAAAAUUGCCUAUUUAGAAAUGUGCAGACGUAACAGUGCAGUUUGUCCAAAGCAACAAUUGCCUUUCAAUACAUUAAAUGAUAAUAAUCCUAAUCCCUUGAACGAACCUUUGGAAUUCAACAAUACAAUUAAAAGAAAGGUGCGCCAUAGAAAAAGUCAGGCUAUCUCUUUUUCAGAGCCAAUGAAACUACAAAUUUUACAAUCUAAUAGAGAUUUUAUAAUAGAAGAGAACGACAGUUUAAAGGUUAAAGAUUGGCCUUCUUAUGAUUCUUUACACACCAUGAAUGAUUCUUUCGAUCCUAUUAAUGGGCCAAGUUAUAUUGAUGAUCCAAAGUAUUAUACACACAAAAUUUCUCCUGAUUCCACUAUUCGCAACACAAAAGAACAAAUUCAUUUGAAUAAAAGUGGAACUUUUAGCAAUUUGAGAGAGUUUGCUACUAGAAAUAAUAUUGAUAUAGAGGGGAAGAUUUUUGCGGACAGACCUGAAACGGGAGAUAAGUCUCAUCCAUUAAUCGAUCUAGAUGCUAAUUGA